AUGGCGCCCUCGCAACACUCCCGGCGUCGCCCUGGGUUCUUCUCCUGGUCACAGACAGCCGUGGCUGCGGCAGUUGCCAUUAUCACCGUGAUGGCAGUUUUACCCCAGGCUCAGGCAUCGGAGUCUGUCGGUGAACAGCAGCGCAGGGAUAUACCAGCCGGGAAGCGAAAUGUCAUCCUCAUGGUUUCCGAUGGAAUGGGCCCUCAAAGUGUCGAUAUGGCUCGAGCCUUCCGAAAGUGGCAGACUGGCAACGAGCACGUCCUCUACCUAGACGACCACCUGAUCGGCCAGUCGCGUACCAGAUCCUCCAAUAGCCCGAUCACCGACUCUGCAGCUGGUGCCACCGCAUUUUCUUGUGGAAAGAAGACCUACAACGGUGCUAUCGCUGUUCUGCCCGAUCACACCCCUUGUGGUACCGUCCUAGAGGGUGCAAAGGCCGCCGGAUAUAGAACUGGUUUGGUUGCUACUACAAGAAUCACCGAUGCCACCCCUGCGGUGUUUGCUGCCCAUGCCAACUCGCGCUCCUACGAGGAUUUGAUUGCAGAGCAGGAAAUCGGAGAACACCACCCAUUGGGCCGCCAACUUGACCUUCUUCUUGGAGGAGGGAGAUGCCAUUUCCUUCCAGGCAGCAACGGUGGCUGCCGUGACGACAACAAGGACAUUAUCAAACUUGCCAAGUCCAAAGGCUUCUCAUAUGUUGGUGAUCGUAGGGGAUUUGACGGCUUGAAGGGAGGAGCUGCUGCCAAGCUCCCUCUACUUGGGCUCUUCGCUGAUGACAACAUUCCCUUUGAGAUUGACCGCCGAUAUCAGAAUAACGUGUACCCUUCCCUUGAGGAGAUGACGCGUACUGCGUUGAAAGCACUGAGCGAUGCCACUCGUGAUAGCAACCAAGGUUUCUUCAUUAUGAUCGAAGGUUCCCGUAUUGAUCAUGCCGGUCACGGAAAUGAUCCUGCUGCCCAAGUCCAUGAGGUUGUCGCCUUUGAUAGAGCCUUUGCCGCUGUCUUGGAAUUUCUCGAGCAAGAUUCUACACCCGGAAUCCUGAUCAGUACCUCGGACCACGAAACUGGUGGUUUGUCGGCUGGUAGAGCGCGCCCGAAUAUUCUCAACAACGCUUCCCACUCCGCUGAGUAUCUGGGAGAAGUCCUCGAAAACCACGGUGGCGACCAUGACGUUGCUCGCCAGCUUGUGGAGGAGGGUCUUGGAAUUCACGAUGCAUCCGAUCGUGAAAUUGACUCUGUUGUUCGUAACGGAGAGGAAGGUUUUGCUGAAUUGAUCAGCCAGCGGGCCCAGGUUGGAUGGUCGACUGGUGGCCACACCGCUGUCAACGUUAAUAUCUAUGCUUCUUCCCGCGAAGAUGCCAGCGCUCUUGUAGGUACUCAUGAAAAUACGGAGAUCGGAAACUUCCUAGCGAAAUAUCUUCGGGUAGAUCUCAACGCUAUCACAAAGCGCCUAGAGGGCAUCAGGACCACACCACGCCGUAGAGCCUUGUCAGACUCGUCUUGGAUGGGUAAACCACUAUCUGCCGAGGACCUCGAGGAGCUGAAGCACAGACACGGCAACUAUACCACCAAGGCAUAA
This is a messenger RNA of Trichophyton verrucosum HKI 0517, 1578 nucleotides long. RefSeq lists its product as uncharacterized. The record is from RefSeq and is a predicted model, not a curated record. Gene Ontology annotation, molecular function: alkaline phosphatase activity. Gene Ontology annotation, cellular component: fungal-type vacuole membrane. Gene Ontology annotation, biological process: dephosphorylation. The transcript is spliced from 2 exons. Lineage: Eukaryota; Fungi; Ascomycota; Eurotiomycetes; Onygenales; Arthrodermataceae. Bases 1 to 1578 code for a protein of 525 amino acids.